This is a messenger RNA of Yamadazyma jaroonii, 1053 nucleotides long. NCBI's taxonomy places the organism in Eukaryota, Fungi, Ascomycota, Pichiomycetes, Serinales, Debaryomycetaceae. The record is from the annotation of a GenBank genome assembly.
AUGGUUUAUCUUGUAUCACCGUUCGUCAAUCAGGAGAAUAUCUAUCAUUUAAACCAUUUGCGGAGUUACAUUGAAAACGUCAUAGAUUUAUUCCACAAUAACAGUAAGUUUGGUGACGUAAUAAUGUAUGAACUCCUACGGAAUUGGUUGAUAAACUUACCUUCUAAGAUUCAAGUAAUGCAUCAUAUUAAUGAUCCUAUAGAUUUGAUCAUUCUAAGACUUUACAAUACCAGUAGCUUGAUAUUGAAUAACCUUUUCCCAUUUGUCAAUUAUUCAUUCUUAACAAAUUUCCAAGGUAACUUCAAAUUAUAUCAUAACCCAGAUUAUUCCGUAAGACAGGUCCAUUGGCACAAUGAGAUAUUAAAGAUCAUCGACAACUAUUGUAUAAGAGUUUCUACGUUUUUUUUGAAACGGAUGAAUUUGUUGGGGAUAUUUAUCGGUAGUCUGAAUUUUGAAAAAUUAUCAUUACAUGACAUUUUGAAUAAUAUCAAUGAAGUUAUGAUCGAUAGGUUCAACAAUACCCACAUAAAGUUCUAUAACUACAUACAUUUACCCCAUGAAGUCAACAAUGUUAGAUGGUUCCAUGGGAAUUAUCAUUAUAACAAAUAUCAUGCAAAGCUGUUUAGUUAUGAUCCCGUACUUUCAUACCAUUUAACCCAAUUACAUAACCCACAAAUCACCACUACUCAUGCCACAAAUGAUAAGAAGGAACAGUAUAAGAAACUAAGAUAUCGAGAAUUUGUAAAUGAUCCUAAUUGCGAUGAAAUAGGAGCUAUUUUAUCCUAUGAUUAUUCCGUCCAUAAUUCCAGCUUGGGUAAAGAGGCUUUGAACUUUACUAUUGAUUAUUCUAAAGGUUUGGACGUUAACGACAGAGAUGUCAAAGGUUUAGUUAAAAACCCUCUUAACCCCUUCAAUAACUUAAUUCAUUAUAAUAUCGGGAACUUUAAUAUCAAUAACUUUCAUAUCAAUUUCGAAAGUAUCCAAGUUGAAGAACAGGAUGAUGGUCAUAAAUUCUAUGAUGACAUUAAUAGAUUCUAUGUAAAUAGUCAUUGA